Messenger RNA from Arthroderma uncinatum, 1674 nucleotides. RefSeq lists its product as uncharacterized. Gene Ontology annotation, biological process: regulation of DNA-templated transcription. Bases 1 to 1674 code for a protein of 557 amino acids. Lineage: Eukaryota; Fungi; Ascomycota; Eurotiomycetes; Onygenales; Arthrodermataceae. The transcript has a single exon. Gene Ontology annotation, molecular function: DNA-binding transcription factor activity. The record is from RefSeq and is a predicted model, not a curated record.
AUGUCGCAGCGGCCAUAUGCUUCAAAUUCUCCAUCCGACGAGACUUCUCAGCCUGUGAGCCAGCUUCUAGCAUCCCCCGACCACUCAACCGGUGCGCAAGAUGAAGCCGAAUCAGCGGACCUUCAGGCUCGACGUAGUGCCCAGAUGCCCCAGCCUAGUCGACCGGGAUCUGUCAGAGGAGACUUGACCCCUCCAGAGCUUGCGCAUUCUGGCAGACCAGCAUCCUCCUGUCCGAGUUCAUCUUCCCAGCAGCGUUCUCGGUCUCUGGGGAUGCAAGCCAUCCUCAACCCGUCCACUAAUGCGCCGUUAGAACCCAGCUCGCGACACGGUAGCCGGGAGCCACUAGGAUCGCCAACCUCAACGGCUACGUCCCCUUCCGCGCAUCACCAUGGGACACCAUCCCCGAUCCAGCCUCCAACCCAACCUCCAUUACGCUACCACUACGAACGUUCCACACUGUCACCGAAGGUGGGAAGACGGGUUCUGACUCCAAAAUCGCCCGCCGUCCGCGCUGCAAGCUUGGGAGGUCGAUUUCAUCCAGUCCCUGGGACCAUAAAUGCAACUCAGUCUCCGUUCUUACAGUCCCCUCCUCCGCCGAGAUUUUCUGAGAGUGCACCGCGCUUACAUAUUGACUCUGCUUCUGCAACUGUGCCUAGUAGACUAACACAGCCUCGGCAAACAGUUCAUGCUGCUAGCAUUUUCUAUGACCAGCGGUCCGCUGCAAACCCACAAUCCCAAGAAACGAGUCCACGUACUCCCCAGUCAUCCUAUAGUCCUUACAGCCAUGCAUCCCCUGCUCCGGUGCCACCAGUCCACCUACAGCAGCAGCAUCCUUCUCCUGUGCCCACUUCAGCGUUACCAGGACCUCCACGUAGCGCCAUGGCCCAGUCACUUCUGCCCCUUGAAAACCGGGGCCAGUAUCGAGGGGAAGGCGGGCUCGCAUCAAUAGGACCAUACAUGUCAGCGUCGGAGGCUAGUGUGGGGCUAAUCCCCUUUACAAUUGACAGAGAUUCGGGGUCAAUGAAAGCUAAGAUAAAACGGGAGAAAAACAGCAGUGCUUCGAAGAGAUUUCGGCAAAGGAAGAAGGUUGUGGAAGCGGAACAAUCGCAGGCCAUUAAAAGACAGGAGGAUGAGAUCAAGAGCCUCACAGAGGAAAGAGACUUUUAUAUAAGGGAGCGAAACUUCUUUCGGGAUAUGUAUGCGAGAACCCCUGGUGCACAAAUCCCCCCACGACCACAAUCACCGCGCUCCUUUCAGCCGCGCGCUACUCCACUUGCUUCGGAGGACGAGGAGGAGCAGGCUUCGUUAGAAGCGGACGACAGAGGAAGGGGAGCGGGGGGCCGGAAUGUCCGGCAGAGAACUGGAUCUGGGCCGGUGCAUUUGCCAUAUCCUGGCAUUCAGACUUCCGGCUCAUAUGUACCCAUGUCAGGGGCUCCAUCUGCCCAUGCAUCUCACUCUCCAUCAUACCCGCUUCCGUAUCCCGCACCAUGGCGAGCGUCUCCUGCGCACGGAAACCCACAGUCAGGGGAACUUGCAUCUGUCGUGCCAUCGCCAACGGCUCUUUCCACCCCGCGAGAAGGCCAACUAUCGCAGCUACAGCAUCCACAGCAGCAACCACAGCAACACCCACAUUCACACCAUCAUCAGCAACACCAAACGCAACAUCAACAGUGA